This is a messenger RNA of Zasmidium cellare ATCC 36951, 564 nucleotides long. RefSeq lists its product as uncharacterized. Lineage: Eukaryota; Fungi; Ascomycota; Dothideomycetes; Mycosphaerellales; Mycosphaerellaceae. The transcript has a single exon. The record is from RefSeq and is a predicted model, not a curated record. Bases 1 to 564 code for a protein of 187 amino acids.
AUGAGCUUCUUCUCCGACUCCACGACCGCCUACGCAUUUGGCACCUGCCUCCUCAUAAUCGUCGCCGCCUUCCUCCUCGUCCAGCCCACCGGCCUGGUCAAAUGGCUGCAAAAGAAAAACUACCAAUACGAAGUCACCUUCGCCCUGUACAUGCUCACGCCCACGGAGAAGUUCAUCUUCAGUGCGUCCCUCUCACAAUCCUGCAAUCCCUCCCGUCCAAACCCUACCAUGCUAACAAACUUCCUCCUACCUAUAGACUCCAUCCUCUUCCUCACCCUCUCGAUGUUCCUCCUCGCCUCCAUCCUCUACCUCCCCGACCACCUCGUCACCAUGACCCGCCGCGCCUACUACUACUGCGCCGGCGACUACAACGGCCCGCGCCACGCCGCCGAAUCGCUCUACGGCACCGCGACGCGCGCGGGUGAUGCCAUGUACGACGCUGCUACGGCGUGGGCGCACAAUGCGUAUCAGGCGACCCUGAAUAAGUCUGCGACCGCGACGGCCGCUGCUGAGGCGGCGAGCCAGGCGGCGGAGACGAUUGUGGGGCAGUUGGGCGUGGAGUGA